ACACAGCAACACUGGAAUAGCUCGCUGGCCGGAUCAGUUGAGCGAAAAGAAUUCCAGAGCAAGCAGCCACCAAGGAUACCAAGGAUUAGGAAUGUAUUCCUCGGUCUUGAUAACAAUCUUUGCAAAUGCUAACGACUUAGCUCAGAAGGACCUCACAUCAACUACUGCCACAGAAUGCAAUCUGCUUGGAAACGGAAUGCCUGAGGAGAACCACUUAGGUUUACUUACAAAGAUCUGCGAAUUGGCUCAGAAGUCCUUGACAUCAACUAAUGGCAAAAAAGCCAAUCUGCUUGGAAAGGUUGUUACAGCCAGCGCUCUCAUGCUCGAUAAACCAUCAGGUGGCGUUUCCAAGCUUCUUGUGGGAGGAGGAUGGAUGCUCUCCAAUACGGGGAAGGUGGUGGAUUGUUGCAUGGCCUAUCCUGAGCAACUGAGCUUGUGCCUAACGGAGGCGGAAGAAAAUGUCAAUCCUCUUUUUAUUGAAAACCAAGUUGCGGAAUUCACAAAACUUAUGACAUCUAAUCGCUUAGAAAUAGUUAAAGCCGUGUUUAGUCUAAAAGAAGGUUACACAAUUAUGAAAGAAGGCGUUAACGUAAUCACAAAAAUUGGUUUCAAAGAAGCUGGUAAGUUGCUACUUUUUGAGGGAAUUCCUACAAUCGGGAAACUAGCGCUAAAAAUGCAGUUUAAGCAGCUGUUUAGACUUGGUUUAAGGGCCUUACCGCAGCUAUUUGUUCCAUGUGUGGGGGGGAUACCUGGCAUUUGCCUUGAACUUCUAGCGAGUUACUUUGAAGUAGAUAAGUAUAUCUCAUCAUGGGUUGGAGAUUUAGGUGACAAAAUUGGCUCUGGUAUCACAAGCUGGUUACGAAGUAUUUGGUAGGUGGUUAAGCAGCAAGAGACUCUUCAAACUGUUGAAAACAAAGUGAGUUUCUUGUAAGUUGUUUUCGACUGUUAUAUCUCUCUUAGUCCAAUAUCAUUCUUAGUAUGACUAUUGUUGUCCUUAUAUUUUUUCUUUCUCAUUCCGUUUUAAUUCUACUUUAAAAUGUAUGAGAAACUUCCUCUGUCGUUAACUCGAAGAAAAGUGAGACGCAAGGAGGAUCUCUAUAAAAAUGCUGAUUACAAAUAGGUAUUUUGUCUGUGAUCGAUAGAACAGAACGUGUUUAUAAGUGAGAACUUUGUGCAUUAGAAAUGGCAGAUUACUUACCAGUUUGGUCUAAAACUGUCUCAAAGCUUUUGUGUUUUUCUCUCUUGGAGAUUCUUCGUUUUGAAGUAUGCUAGUUAGUUCUGUAAUGUAGGGCAAUUUAGUUCUGUAGCUAACAUAAACCAAGUCUUCGCAAACAAGAUACGGAUACAGUGAAUCAAGAGUAUUAUCUUUUCUUUCUCAAAUAGAUGAUGCUGUCAUGCGGUAAGUAAACAUUAUAACGAAAUGCCUUCUCCUCUUCGGGACCUCUUUUGAAUGUUUUUGAAGAAUCAUUAUUGUUAAUGUAGUCAUAGUCUUUCUUUUAAGGUGUAUUGAUAAUUGCCGAUCCGACUGAUUUAAGGCCAAGCACCUGGGUUAAAAUUGUCGAAAAUUUUAAGAUUUAGCCAUUUUGAGAUUACUUCAUGUUGUGAAAGUUCAAAGUCUGUUCUAUUCACUCACCAAGUGAUUUUUCAUAGAACAAUCUAGAAAUAUGUCUAUUUCGUCAAUAAAAACAUCUACUUCUAUCCUAUUUACUUUUCCCGAGCGCAGAAUUAGCGAGAAUAGCGAAUGUUUGGGACAUAGCAACACACUCGCCCACGUGCGAAACAUCGUCACAUCGCAUACCGAACGAAAGGUCACUGCGUGUACUUUCAAACAAAGGCUGUGUCAAAACCCAUAGAAGGCCCCACGCUAUGAUACAAGCUCUUUUGUAGACCACACAAAGAGUCGGAAACUUCCUUAUAUGGACGCAUGUGUAACAUACUUAGCAUAUAGCCAAUCAGAUUUCACUAACGCCGACCUUCACGUGGUCAUAGGUCACACGAACACACUUCGGCAGUGCUCGGGUAUCCCACAAGGCAACUGUCAUGGCCUCCGGAUGUAAACAAUGUCGACACUAAUUCAAAGCAUUUUCUGGGAUAUUUUCGUUCUAAGACAUUAACGCUUUAUAUUAAAUGUUCAUUGUGCCUGUCAGACGCUCAUUUCUUCUCACAAUACCACGUG
Messenger RNA from Pomacea canaliculata, 2176 nucleotides. RefSeq lists its product as uncharacterized. NCBI's taxonomy places the organism in Eukaryota, Metazoa, Mollusca, Gastropoda, Architaenioglossa, Ampullariidae. The transcript has 4 exons. The coding region runs from base 92 to 874 and encodes 260 amino acids. The record is from RefSeq and is a predicted model, not a curated record.